Messenger RNA from Gryllus bimaculatus (two-spotted cricket), 4673 nucleotides. The record is from the annotation of a GenBank genome assembly. Lineage: Eukaryota; Metazoa; Arthropoda; Insecta; Orthoptera; Gryllidae.
CACAAAACUUGAACUGCGCUUGCGCAGAAGAUCGAUGGUGCUUUAACGUUAUGUGCGGUGCUGGUCGGGGUCCGUACUCCUGACUCGUGAGGUACUGUCCGUGGUACACUCUGGUAAGGAUUUUCGUAUAUACCAGGCUAUGGUACAAGAGCGCUGAAAGCAGGCUGAAAGGCUGGUGGCAUGGUGGGUACAUAGAAGUGGGCAACCGAUGGCAACGGAUAUAGGGGGAGGAAGGGACCUGAAGCUGGCUGUCGGUGAGGCAUGAUGCUGCACGUGUAAUGUGGUGGUGUGUACGGAGCUGAGGGCGGGGACUGAAAUGCGUGAAGGAAAGUUGUGAUACACGUGUCUUCGUUUAACUUUUAUUUGUGCAUAAUAAGUUCUUCACUAUUUUAGUUGCACAGUUAUUUUGAAAGCAAAAUGCCGACAAUAGGAGUUAAACGUGAUUUACUGUUUGACAGAUUGGGUCAAACAUACACUGAUGAAGAAUUUGCCACUUUGUGCUUCGAGUUUGGAUUGGAACUCGAUGAAGUCACAACUGAAAAAACUAUGAUCAUGAAGGAACAAGGAGAAGAUCGAAUAGGUGAUGCUUCUGAGGAUGUCAUUUAUAGAAUUGACAUUCCUGCGAAUCGAUAUGAUCUUCUUUGCAUGGAAGGUUUGGUUCAAGGACUUCUUGUGUUCCAAGGAAAAAUGCCUCCUCCUCAGUUCAAAGCUGUGAAACCUGCAGGGUGUGUCCAGAAGCUUAUUAUAAAACCUGAGACUAGGCGUAUUCGACCUCAUGCAGUAGCAGCAAUUUUGCGUAAUGUGAAAUUGACACAAGAUGCCUAUGAUAAUUUCAUUGACCUGCAAGACAAAUUGCAUCAGAACAUCUGCCGCAAACGGUCUCUAGUGGCUAUUGGCACACACGACCUGGAUACUAUAAAUGGCCCUUUUUACUUUGAUGCAAAACCACCUUCUGAAAUCAAUUUUGUUCCAUUGAAUCAAACUAAAAAAUACACUGGUGAUGGAAUUAUGGAGUUGUAUUCAACACAUGCUCAGCUGAGACAAUACCUUCCCAUUAUAAAGGACAGUCCUGUAUAUCCUAUUAUAUAUGAUAGUAAUGGGGUGGUAUUAUCUCUUCCACCAAUAAUUAAUGGAGACCAUUCCAAAAUAACUUUGAACACUAAGAAUAUUUUCAUUGAAUGCACAGCAACAGAUCUUACAAAAGCAAAAAUUGUACUGGAUACAUUGGUUUGCAUGUUCAGCCAAUAUUGUGAAAAUAAAUAUACCGUUGAAUCUUGUGAAGUUAUUACCCCUGAGGGAAGUUCUUUAAUGUAUCCUAGCCUUGCUUACAGGAAAGAAAUUGUGCAAGUUAAGAAAGUAAAUGGUUGUGUUGGAAUAGAAGAAUCAGCUGAAUCAAUUGCCCUGCUACUCAAAAAAAUGUGCCUUAAUUCACAAGUAGUAUCAUCUGGGAAAGAAAUAGAAUCUGUGAUACCACCCACCAGGCAGGACAUUAUUCAUGCAUGUGACAUUUAUGAAGAUGUUGCUAUAGCCUUUGGAUAUAAUAGAAUUCCCAAAGUCAUGCCAAAAACAAGCACUGUCGGUGAGGAAUUCCUGCUAAACAAAUUAUCUGAUUUGGUGAGAGAACAGAUAGCACAAGCUGGUUUUACUGAAGCCCUCACAUUUACCCUGUGUUCUCGAGAUGAUGUGGCAGCAAAAUUAGGUAAAAGAAUUGAAGACAUCCCAGCUGUUCAUAUCUCCAAUCCUAAAACACUAGAUUUUCAAGUGGCUCGCACCACACUUCUUCCUGGACUGCUACGUACUUUGGCUGCCAAUAAAAAAAUGCCUCUUCCUUUAAAGCUCUUCGAAAUUUCUGAUGUAGUUUAUGCUGAUGAAAAUACCGAAAUAGGCGCCAGAAAUAUUAGAAAUGUUUGUGCUGUUCAUUGUGGAAAGAAAUCUGGAUUUGAGAUUGUGCAUGGUCUUUUAGACCGAGUGAUGCUCAUUUUGAAUGUUUCACGGUCUUAUAAAGAAGAAGUAUCUGGUUACUGGUUGAGGGAUGCUGCUGACACUGCUUACUUCCCUCGUCGUUGUGCUGAAGUAAUUUGUUAUGGCAAAGUAAUUGGUAAAAUUGGUAUUCUUCAUCCUGAUGUUAUUGAAAAAUUUGAGUUAAACUACCCUGUAUCUGCUUUUGAAAUUGAUUUAGAAAUAUUUUUAUAGCCAAAUUGGAAUGUAAAGUAUUUAUCCAAAGAUUUUUCUUGCAUUUUAAUAAUACAAGAAUUAUGAACAAGAAAAUGACUAUUGGCUUUGAUUGUGAUAUUUGGAGUUUGAUUAUUUAAUUUCACAGAUAUAUUAUGUCCAUAUUCAAGAUGUAGCAGUUUGUGACAGGUAUGUAAAAACUAGGUAUUGUUUUUCAACAAGUUUCCUUCCAUCAUUGUGGUCUACCAGCAUUUAAAAUUUUCACCUAUAAUGUGAAAUUUCUUAUAUACUAUUAAACCUUUUAUACACUCUCAAUCAAGAUAAUAACGUAAUUACCAAAAUCGUAAAGAUAUUGAAUGCAAAAAUUUUUGACAUAAUGGAAUUAGUUUAUUAUUUAGGUUAUUUGAAAGAAAUGAUUUUUCUUUUAUUACACAUUAUUUCUCAAACAACAAAUGUGGCAUAUGGAUUUUACUUUGUCAUUAAUGUAUUAAGUUUGAGCGUAAAGGUAGAAUGAUAGUGAUACGUAGAUACUUCGUGUACGUUGUAUCAUUAUGUGAUGAAAAGCAUUCAUAUGCCGGAAAUUCCAUAUUUGUUGUAGAUGAGCUUCCUCUUUUAGAAUGUAAUGCACUUAUCAAAAUUAAGAAGAAAACCCAUUCUAUUAGUUCUGUAAUUUAAUUUUUAAUUUUAAACAGAAAGUUCAUCAUUCUAUUACAUUCUUCAACCUUUUAUAUUUUAGAGGUGAUCCUUUGAGUGUGAAGUAAUCUUUCCCAUGUAUUUCUGGCCGGAUCAAGAGAUCCAGUCACAAUAAUUCUCGGCUUUAAUACCAAGUUGUAUGGCCUUGAGUUCAAUGAUGCUGAAUUUUACAUGGCAAUACUCCGGCCAGCUCUUCCCUUUCACUUCUUUUCCCAUCAAGCUGUGAAAGAAGGCAUCACUCUGAUAAUGACAGGCAAUUAAAAUUUAGCUUGGGGACUUCUUUUAGACUUGCAUUUUUAUGGGCAGUAAAUCCACAACAUGGGACAGCUGGCUUUACUUACCCUCUAAAGGAUUUGUUGCCUGUGAAAAUUCACAGCUUUGAUUGAAUUUGAACUGGCUUAGUUAUAACAAUCCAAUAUGCUCUUGCACCAUGGAAGCCAUUGGAGUUUGGAGAGGUAGUUUUCAUUAUGUGCGUAAAAAUUGAGUUUUGCUGAAAAUGUAAAUAUGUGUCAUAUUUUUUGGUGUUAGUCCGUUGCAUAAAUAAUGGGAUAAUCAGAAAUAUGUCAACAAUUUUAUAGAAGACAAUUGAAAGUAAAUUAUAAGAGCAAACUAACCAUAUAUGCAAAUUAAAGUGAAAAAAAAUUACUUAGAAGGACUAAGGAGAAGGAAUGCAAUUUAAAAAUCAUUUUAUGCUAAAAUAUUCAGUUCAUUUAGUCUUCUGUAGUGUUAACAAGAUGUAGGACAGAAAAAUAAAUCUUGCCUUCAGAGACAGAUUGUUUUGUGAAGAGAGGUACUACAUAUAUAAAUACCAGUUUGUUGCUUUUCUUUGAGGAUAACUGUGGUAAGACAGUUCACAUUAUCUUAGCAUUGACUUGAGGAAACCAAUGGCAGUUUAUUAAUUUGGUUGAGAUAAGAAAGUAUACAUGGAGUACUCCACAAAAUUAUUUGAAUUUUGAAGCUUUACAGUGAUCAGUAAUUGUUAUUUGACUAUGAGAGUGAUACAUAAUUUUGAUUACAUUAAGAGUAAACAUUUUAACUACUACUCCAUUUGUUGAAAAUUCCUACAGUAAAUCUGAAAUAUCCCUGAAAAAGAAAAAGAUGUUAAAUAUCUGGAAAAAAAAUUCUUAAAAAUAACUAUAGAUACAGUUGUAUGUGAUGCAAACCCUAGCAAGAAAUUUUUGCUGGACAAGAAAUUAAAUCAUUGAGAAAUUGUUGAACAUUUGACACUCAUUUCAAAAUGUUUUCUGAUUUUUGUGGAAAAUUAAGUGCAAUUAUUCUACUAUGUAAUAACGAUAUUGUACCCUUAAAGAUUUCAUAAACUCCCUUUUGCCACCUGUUCCUUCUCCCAGAAAAGAUUCAUUAGGUUCAACAGAUUUUUCUGAAGAUGUGUGAAGGAAAUUGGAGCACCUGGUAUUCUAGAUAAUAUUGUUGGACUGUGAAGUAAGAUAUCCCAAAGAUGGUGUAUAUUUGAAACACUCUUACAACUUUUGAAAUAACCCAGAAUGAGGUGCCAUUUGUAUAUGUAUCCUGUGUUAUGUAAUUGUCUGUUAUGUAACAUUUUCUAGAGGGGAGAUCUAAACUUAUAGAAAAAUAGAAAUUUAGCAUAAAAAACAUCAAUACUUUAUAUUUAGUCUACAUCCAUUUUAGUUUAUUAUUCUAAAGAGAGAUUGUAAAAAAUUUUUUUUCCAUUCUGCCACCUAUCUCAACAGAGGGAAGAUCUUUGACACUAUCAAUAAAGAUGGGUCAAAUCAGCUGCUGCCUGGAGGAGAAUUCCCUUUCUGCUACCUGCUCUGAUCAAUAUUUCCACA